GCAAGUGGUUUUGCUCGCUACAAUGCCUAUGAAUGGUUGAGUUCACACAACAGGCAUGAACAACUCAAGUAUGUGCCUUCCCACGAAAUUCACCAACUCCUGGACAGGGUCUUGGCUUUUGCCAGAGAAAAAAGGUUUGGGUUGCGUAUUCGCUGCAACCACGAAAGGACUGAGCCUCUAUCGACUGCGUCUCCGAGACGCCAACCAGGGACCCAACUUACGACCAUCAGCACUCGCACUUCCCCCACAUUGCGGGUGGGCGAUAUGGGCAUCGUUCCAUCGGAACAAGUCGACUCCACAUCCCCUCCGUUAUAUCACCUCGCCCAAUCGAUGAGCCCGCCCCCACCACCUGCGCACACAUCAUAUCAACCCCCCUUUCGUGGUCAACGGCGUCCUGCGCCAGUUCCUGCCAACAUCGCUGGAAGCGCCCCGGCACCAGUGCCUCCCACCCCUGCUGCAUCGUUUACGGAAAAGGUUCCGACGUACACCGAAAACGUAUACCCUAACCACCCGCGCGAUCCCGGCCCCCUAAAUGGAACUACUCAACAACUCACGUUCGAUCAAUCAAUGGUAAACACUGGCUUCUACUUUUCGGACUAUAUGCAGAUCCCGAUGCCCCCUACCACAUACCUUCAACGGCCCCCGCCUUCCGGUUGCCUUCCACAGCCUGCCCAAAUUUCGGGCCCAUCCUUCGUGAUGCCGGCAUCGAAUCCGUAUCAACAGCAAAACCGACCAGUUGCGAAUAAUCCCCGGGCGCAAACGCUGACAAGUUACAUUCCUAUGGAUGAAGUGCAACUGAUAGGCUAUCCAAGUGCACCCCAGAUGCCCUACAAUAGCGGUAGGGCUAUCGGACGCAAUGGAACUGGAAAUCGGAACUUUCAUGGCUAGAUGAUAUCGUUAUUCAUUUUUCUAUUGCUCAAUGGGCUCAUGGACGGACUAUUCUUUCCUGCGUAGACGGACCGCAAAGUACCAUAUCCUCUUCGUCAUUUUAACAUUUAUCCUUCAUAUACUCCCUGCCUCAGUUGUUUUCUUUGUAGGGGCAACGACACUGGACUCUUCUUUCCUAUUUGCCCCAUCUCACAUACCCCUUCGCUCUCCUGGAUAGAUUCCCUCACAGUAUACCAUGAACGCAGACACUACGUAGUUGUUUCUAUAAUGAUGAUGAUUAAUCGAGCGAGCACUUU
This is a messenger RNA of Cantharellus anzutake, 1184 nucleotides long. RefSeq lists its product as uncharacterized. The transcript has 4 exons. The coding region runs from base 265 to 888 and encodes 207 amino acids. Lineage: Eukaryota; Fungi; Basidiomycota; Agaricomycetes; Cantharellales; Hydnaceae. The record is from RefSeq and is a predicted model, not a curated record.